CCUCCCCACAAGAACAAAUUUGCUUGCCUAGUUGCCCAGCUCCAGCGAUUCUUCGUCUAGGCAGCCUUGUUUGGCGAUCUAAUUGCACAUACCUGGAACUUUGAGGCUCCGGAUUGUUUUGCCAGUAGCUGGAGUGGAACAGAAGAGUCUGGAUUAAUUGGACUCUCUUUGAAUCCACUUCUAAGCCUUUUGUUUACUCCCUGUAAACCCUUGACCCAUUUCGGAACAGGAGGAUUGCCCUCAGGCAGUGAUGGGCUUCGGCUGGAAGAGCGGAUUGUCUAGCUUGAGGUUGGGCUCCCGCGUGCAAGUGCUUGCCGGCACCAUCACUGCGCUCUGGGUUGUGCUCCUUCUCCUGGGAGCCUCGUCAUUCGCUCAUGAGGUAGCGUGCCCUUUGGAAUGUGAGUGCCCAAGGCUGCCAGCCUGCCGCCCAGGGGUGCCCCUGGUGAUGGACAGCUGCGGUUGUUGCCAGGUUUGUGCCGGUCAGUUCAAUGAGAUCUGCAACGUGCUGCGACCAUGUGACCAAGGGCUCCGCUGUGAGCAGGUGAAGGGGCACAGUGCCAAAGGUGGAAUCUGCAGAGCCAGCACCCCAGGGCGCCCGUGCACUAAGGAUGGCAAAGUGUACCAGCACGGCGAGACGUUUCGGCCCAGCUGCCAGCUCCAGUGCACCUGUGAGGAUGGUAGAAUUGGUUGCCUGGCCCUAUGCCCUCUGAAGCUGCCCACUCCGCCCGCCUCCUGCCCCAAUGCUCACCUGGUGCAGGUAGUCGGCACCUGUUGCAAGAAGUGGAAAUGUGUCGCCCGAUACUCCAAAGACUGGGCAUGGGGAGUCGCCAAGUGGAAGAGCAAGUUCGAUCCCACCAACGAGGUGGUUGAGCACAGAGUGGCAGCAAAGAUGUCAAGGGGCCGUUUCAAGAACCGCAGACUCCAGAGUCCCGGGUGCACAGUCAAGGCCACGGAGUGGUCGCAGUGCUCGAAGACGUGUGGCAUCGGCACUUCCACCAGACGCAGCAACAACAACACCAAGUGCCAGCUGAAAGAGGAGACGAGGCUCUGCCAGAUCCGACCCUGCAGCAUGCUGAAUGAUCUCAGUCCCAAGGAAGGCAGCAGCUGCCUCAAAGUCUACAAGGAGAAGGUCCCCAAGCUGUUUGAGUAUAAAAACUGCACCAGCCUGAAGAUGUACAAGCCCAAGUACUGCGGGAUGUGCCACGACAGGCGCUGCUGCCAGCCAUCUGCCGUCAGAACCAUCAAGGUCCGUUUCCACUGCCCGGGAUCGGGCACCCUUGUCGUGCAGGUGGCGAAAAUCCAGAAGUGCGAGUGCAGCCGCCGGGCUGAUGGGUGCGCCCUGACAACCUCCCGCAGCUACGACUGGAAGAGGAGCCUGCGGGGUCCCCUGGAGCCCCAGUGACCCUCCGGCCACUCCAAAAUGCAGCACGCCCAUCACACGGACAGUCACACGGCAUCGCCCCACAACGCUCCGUCCUGACUCCUCGUUGCCACCUAGUGUCAAGAUCAAGCCUUUCCAUUUCACUGGCAGGAACGCCCGCCGGCAGCUCCAGGUCGCCAGCCGGGUUCUCGUUGAGCAGUCCGCUGCAGCCACGAGGAGCAGCAGUCGGCCACUCGGCCCCUCAAGCCUGCCCUCCCCCAUACCAUCAUGGCUGAUCUGGCCCUGGGUCUCACCCCUUUCUCUUCAGCGCACCAGUUCCACCUUGGUUACUUUCUCCUGACCUUCCAAACGCUGAUUUCUUCAUAGGUCAGAGACAGCUGUUUUCAGCACUAGCUCAUACCGUAUCACCUUACAAGCACCCGCUGUAAUUGUUCCGUUUCAAUUAAUAAACACCCUGACGGUACCCAUAAUUAAACUAAUGGUCUAUACACAGUAUCUCAGUUUUUAAAUGAGUAACACGAAUCAUCUAAUUAUUGACAUUACUGUUUGACAGAGGGCUUUGAAAAUGUAUGGGAGAAUACAUAACAGGGAGAAGAGACUGAAGCAACUAAUACGACUAAUGGGCACCACAGCAGCGUAGUGCCGAACGCUAUUACAGCUCGGGAUGUCAGAGUUUAGAGUUCAAUACUAACGUCAUCUGUAGGGAGUUUGUACAUUCUCCCGAUGGGAUGAAUGAGCUUUCUCCAAGUGCUCCAAUUUCCUCCCAGAGUCCAAAGAGGUACCCGUUGGUAAGUUAAUCGGUCAUUGUAAAUUGUCCUGUGAGUAGCUUAGGGUUAAAUCGGGGGGGGGGGGUGCUGGGUGGAGCAGUUCAAAGAGCCAGAGGGGCCUGGUCCCUGCUGUAACUCCAAAUACUAAAGUCAGACAGGUUGAUAGAUCCUCAUGGUCAACACCCAGUUUUUAACAGGAUAAAAUCUGAUUUUCUCAAGUGAGGUCAUUUACCUCCUCUUAACUGUUUCCAAUUAACCAGACUCCGCAACCCAGGAGGGGAGAAAAUUCCAGUGAUUCGCCUUCACCUGCAGUGAGAAAUUCCCGCACACCCUAACUGCUCCAUAGUUCUCUACUUUGUCUCUCUCCUUUCGUGAACAAGUGAAUCACAUUUGGAGUUUCCCAUCCACUGGAACCCCUCCCAGAGCUCAAUAGGUUUGAAAAACAUCAACCAGUAGCUCCAUCAUCUUUGCAACUGCACCCCUGUAAAAACCUUGGGUGCUAACUACUGUGAUCUACAGGAAGCGUAGGGCAUAAUACACAAGAGUAGGAUUAACUAUGUGGCCUAUUGAUUCUGCUCUCCCGUUCCUGCCUUCUCCCACAACAUUUAAUACCCUGACUAAUCAAGAAGCUAUCAACCUCCACUUUAAGAAUACCAAAUGACCAUGGCAAUGAAUUCCGCAGAUUCACCACCCUUUAGCUGAGGAAAUUCCUCCUCACUUUUUUCUCAAGGGAUCCAUCACCUUAUCCGACUUUAUUCCCAGCAGUUGUUUCUGUACCUUGCCCCCGGCGAUGGGAACUGUUAUGUGUUCUCCUAUGCUAUCUGAAACUUGCCCAUCUGUUAUCUUUGUGAUGCUUAUACUCUCUUCUACCAUGCAGACCAAUGUGAAAUAUUGGAUUAAGUUACAGACUGUCGCCACAUUAUGCAAUGGUUCUGCUCCACAGAGCUCUCUGUAAGCCAAUUUCUUCAGAAACAUUACUGUAGUAACCCAUAUGAUAGAUCUGUACAGACAUCUGCUUUAAUUCUUUCACAUUGUGGAAUAAUUAUCCUAAUGCUACCAAUAAUUAAACUAAUAGAAUAUA
This is a messenger RNA of Mobula hypostoma (lesser devil ray), 3229 nucleotides long. Its product is annotated as CCN family member 1-like. The transcript has 5 exons. Gene Ontology annotation, cellular component: extracellular matrix; extracellular region. The record is from RefSeq and is a predicted model, not a curated record. NCBI's taxonomy places the organism in Eukaryota, Metazoa, Chordata, Chondrichthyes, Myliobatiformes, Myliobatidae. Gene Ontology annotation, biological process: cell adhesion; signal transduction. Gene Ontology annotation, molecular function: integrin binding; heparin binding. Bases 251 to 1402 code for a protein of 383 amino acids.